Messenger RNA from Pocillopora meandrina, 22126 nucleotides. Lineage: Eukaryota; Metazoa; Cnidaria; Anthozoa; Scleractinia; Pocilloporidae. The record is from the annotation of a GenBank genome assembly.
AUGUUCAGUGAGUUGGCACAAUCUAGUGACGUAGACACAAAGCCAAGUUUACCCGACUCUGAACGCAAUCAUCAGAAAAAACCUUCAAAUGAUCUACAAGCUCAGGUGCGUCCUUAUUUUCAAAGCUAAUGCCAAAUUCGAAUUUAACGCUCACAAAACGUUGCUCAGCUGGUUAUUUGUUUUUUCCUGGGGAGGCCCUUUUCGUAAAUUUAUUAAGGAUCGUGCAAUAACGUCUUAAACGUUUUGUAUAAAUGUGGCCUCGAAUCUCUUUUCCUGUUGCCAACUCAGCUGUUAAGUAAGUUUACGAAGAAAAGUCACCGGUCAUGUAAGAUUGUUUACCAAGUAAACACAAUCCUGGUAGUGUUACAGGAAUUAGGUUAUAGCUAACAUACCGGUUGAAACUUUUAUGCAGUAAUUUUCAAAAUUUUACGUCCCCGCAAUACAAAUUCUGUCAUUGAUGAGUGUUGGAGGCAAAUUGUGUCUUGUAAAAAUUCAGUUCAAGAUAUAGUGCAGUAUGUAGCAUGAUUGGGGCAAUUUUGCAGGUUUUUGCUAUUACUCUCACACACAGAUUUUUUCCACCAUAUCAAGCCAAAUUACCAGACUGAAUCAAGCUUAAUUGAACUCAAUUCAUGGAAUACUUUUUAAUUGUAUUUGAUGGGGUCCAAUUACAUUUCUAAGUGAGUUGUGGAUCAAUGAAUCAUUACCUUAGGCUAGUAGAUAUGUUUUUUUUUUCUUCUCAUCAUAUGUCUGCCUGAUAUUGUAUUUAUAUUUCAAGGAGAAAUUAUAUCUUUGUCAUUACUGGGAGUGAAAGGGUGAAUACUCAAUUCUACAAAUGAUCAGAUUUUCCAAUUUACCAUGAUAUCAGUUAACCCUUUAACUCCCAUGAGUGACCAAGACAGAAUUCUCUUUAUAAUAUCAAUACAAUAUCAAGCUGACAAGUGAUGAGAAUAAAGAAAAAUAUCAAUUAGGGGAUUAUAAGUCGAUUCAAUACCAAAUUCUCAAAACUAACAUCGCAAGAACUGUAUGGCAGACAGUAAGGAGAAUUACUGAUGAGAUCUUGGGAGUUUAAGGGUCAAUGAAGUGAGUUAUAUGCAAUCUGAACUAAAAAGAGCUACAGCAAUGUGAAUUUUUUGUUUUAAAUGAUCAAGCACCUGCCAACUUAAUAAUUACUUGCAUUAUACUUGUUGCACUUGUGAUCAAAAGUGAUGUCAUCUUGUAUAUGAAAUGAGACAAUUUCCCAUUUCCAAUUUUGAAGUACUUGUUCAUUAAUCAUUAAAGUGAAUAAGCUGAAUAUGAUUUUCACCCAAAAUAGUAUAGUAAACUGUGCUGAAAGACCUGGGACCAGUUAUAUAAAGGGGAGGGGAAGAGACACUGUCCAACAGAUAAAUUGCUCUCCAGGGAAUAAGGAUUAGCAAAUAUACUGUGCUAUCCACCAGAGAGAGAUUUAUUUAACCUUUGAACAACCAGGGCUGAACAACAACCUUUUACAAGGUUCUAGCACAUUAUCUUAGCAAUACAGAACUCAGGAUAGGUGCAUUCUAGGAACACAUUAAUUAACUCUUUGUAUAGGUAAUCACAUGAUUUCGAGUACAAUUUGGAAUAAAUAAGCAUGAGUAAAUUUUUUUAAAGACUAACAAAAUUGCACUAGCCUGUAGGGUGAGUGCAAUUUGUGGUCUUUGAAUAAAUUGACAAGUGCUUGUUUAUUCCAAAUUGCACGAGAAAAAUCAUGUGAUUACAUGUUAAUAAUAUACAUGGAAAAAUACGAGAUGGCGUAUCAUAAUUAAGCAGAAGCAAAGCGCAUGCAUCAAGUGCAAAAUAAUUUAUUCAAACCAUGCAUUUGGUCAAAAUAACCACGUAUGAUCAAAACAAUAAUAUGCAAUGAUAUCUUCACAUCUUUAAGGUGCAAAAAAGUUCAAAGUCCAGCUAAACAGUUCAAGGAAUUUUUCAGUCUGUGUCCGAAUCACUUUCUAUGAAAUGGAAUUGUCGUUUCCAAGGUUUAACCAUGUUUGUUUUUAAUUUCAGCAUUGGAUCGCUUGAGCUAAGUGUUAAGCUGAGUUGGCUCUUAAUUUUUGAUUUCCUUGGCAAUUCCCUUCUCUAAACACCACUUUUUCCAAACCAACAACCAAAAAGCAGUGCUUUUUACAGUGUUUUUGUUGUUUGAGCUGUUUUUCAGCUGCGGUAGCAAAAGAAAACCUACUUAAAAUGCUGGCCAUUGUUUCGCUCACAAAUUUUCAAAUUUUGUUGCAACAUCCAAAGCUUGCAUUUGAUUGGCUAUGUGUGAGUUUCUUUGAUUAUUGACCAAUCAGAAUGUCUGAUUUGUUACUUUCUUUGUACUGAAUUAACCCUCUUCUGCACUGAAUUAACUCUCUUCUGCACUGAAUUACCUGAAAACUGCAUUUAUCUUAACCAAUCAGAACUGAGUAAUUUUUCCAUGUAUACUAUUAAGCCUCUAAGAGUGACUUGCCUUUAAUUUCUUCUUACAAUUUCACCCCCAAAUCACACAUUAAGGUCAUAAGAAUAAAGGAAAUUAUCACCACCUAAGGAAGCUCUUGAUUGUCAAACAAAUUCUCCUUGUCAGCACCUUAAGAAAUAUACUGAGAACAGUAUGGAGAAUAUACAUGUUGAUAUUAGGGUGUGAAGGGUUCAGAAACCUUCAGAAGUCAUGCAAACAUCUUUUCUAAGCAAAUGCAAUUUCAGAAGCUGUCUGAAUACCUUCAAUAAUGCUUGAAACCCGCCAGUUUCUUUUUUUGGAUAAAUCAAAGAUAUGUAUAUACAAGAAUCAAAUUUAGUGGAUGUUGGGGAACUUGGCUGGUUUGUAAAAUAGACAAAAGUAGACUGCCUGAGUAUGAUGUGGUAAAGAAUGAAUUUAAGCCAUAAUGGUUUUACACCUAUUUAAUAAGUAAAUUAUUUCACUUUGUUUCACUCUGUAGAUAAAUUAUCUUAAUUCAAAGCAAAUACAAAUCAACCUAGUUUGAUGCCAUUUCAACCUGGAGUCCAUUUUGAUCUACAACAUAUAAUUAUUUGGUGGGAAGAAUAUUAAAUUGGGAAAGUAUGGCAUCUCCAAAGCGACCUUUUAUGGAUUAUGAUUGUAAAUCAUGUAAUUUAUCUAUUUGUCCUGUAGAUUAUAACCAUACAUCGAUCAAAUAUGUGUGAGACUUAAUAGAACAUGUUGCCUUCUUGUGAAUGCAUGUACAAGCUGUAAACAUCUGUAUUUAGUAGUUUUUACACAGCCUUAGAACAUGGAACUCCUUCUUCUUUUUGGCUUAGAACAUGACAAAUGCAAUAUCUGGUGUACAACAAAAACACAUUUGAAGAAAUAGCAGAACAACCCCAGGUUUCUGUCCAAAGAAAUAGCAAACCUGAAUGCCAGAGAUUUUUUUUUAGUUUAUGAAGGAAAUGUGCUAAGUUUUGACUUGCUCAAUACAUUUAAAUGAUUCUAACUACAGCAUGUUCUCAAUGAAAAAGUGAUCUUUGAUAUUCAACAUAUGCCUUCACGUUAUGUUUCAAACAGGAAAAAGAUUUGAAAUAUUUAGAGGAAAAGUCAGAACAGAAAGAGCCCAGAGAAGAAGAAGCGUCACAGCCUUUCACCAUGAAUAUUGAAUUAAAUUUUGUCUGGCUAGUUUUGGUAGGUUUGUCAUUUGGUACAAGAAUGUGGCAGCUCACUACGCCCAAACAUGUCAUGUAAGUAAUUAGUAUAAAAGGUUGAAUUUGAAACAAUUUUUGAAAUUCGUUUUAAUUAAGGUAAUAAUAUCAAUGACAAUGAAACCUCUUUUGUCAGCUUUGUCCAGUUUUCAUAAUUUAUACAAUGGUAAUAAGCUUCCUUGUUGCACAGUUACAGACUGUCAAAGACACAAUCAUGUAAUAAGCUAUAUUAUUUAAUCAACUAUUUUGGGUCCCUCUUUUACAAAUUUUGAGGGUGUCCCAUACUGAAAUUUGGUAGAGUUUCAUUGUCAUUGCAGUCUCAUAUGGAAAUUAGCUAUGUGCUUUUGCUUCUCACUGAAGUUAACCCUUUAACUCCCAAGAUCUCAUUAGUAAUUCUCCUUACGCUCUGCUAUAUAGUUCUUGUGAUGUUAGUUUGGAGAAUUUGGUGUUGGAUCAACUAAUAAUCCUAAUAAAUAUAUUUUUUUCUAUUCUGAUCACUUAUCUGGUUGAUAUUGUUAUUGAUAUUGUAAGGAGAAAUUCUUUCUUGGUCACCCAUGGGAGUUUAAGGGUUACAACAUGUCUGAUGUUGACUUUUCUUUCUCUUGUCUUUUUUUUUCAUUCCUGUACUUUGAUACUGUGCUGGAAUCACAAAACAGUAUGGGUAGCUGAUCAGCCUUAAUUCUUGUUCUAGAAUAGAACACAUUUAGAAAUGAUCGUUUUUCAGGGAAACAUUUUUAAUAAAGAUUCCAUUCUCAUGUGUGAGAUAGGUUGACUAUAAAUAUUGACAGAGAGGUUGAUUUGUUCAAUUAAUUGCUUUGGUUUGUGUAGUCACCUGCAUCCCAGUUGAGUGUGCAAACCAUUGUGUGCUCAAGUAAAUAAUAUUUGGUCAAAAUUUCCACUGUUUUUUCCAAAAAAUAAUACAAGCACUGUAAUAAAUGAAUGAUACGAACACGGAAAAUAUAACAUUAAUACCAUUGUUAGAUUUGUAUUGAAUACUUGUUUUCUUCUCAAUGUGCCACUUUUCUUUUAUAGAUACAAGGAAGGCAUUUAUUAACACUUUCACACCCAAAACGUCCCCUAUCCACAAGUUUUAAUCUGUAUCUGGCACUUGAAUUCUUCAUUCUCCCUUUAAUAAACUUCAUGUCAUUAUUAAUUUUUUGUUGACGCAGUAAAAAUUAUUCAUUCAUAACUCUACACCAAGUUGGCCUUUUUUGGCUUGUCACCAAGAAAGCUUGGGCCAAAAGAGGGAUUGCCUAGGAGGCUAGUACUGAGUCAACAUUAAAUUUAUCAUUUUCCACAUACAACUAGUCCAGGGUGACUGUAGGUAACUACCAAUGCAUCCCAUGUAUUCCAUUCAAAUUCUUCGUUAAUUCUUCUUAUGUCAGCUUAAAUAGUCUUUAGGUCAUUAUCUGUUGACCCAGUGCAAAUAACUUGUGACAAAUUCUAUACUGAGAUAGCCUUUUUUGGCUUAUCAUCAAUUUAAAAGCUUGCAUGAUGGGCCAAAAGAAGGUAACUUAGGAGGAUAGUACUGAGUCAACAUUAAAUAUAUCAUUUUCUGCACACAACUAGAGUAGAGUGACUGUAGGUAAUGACCAAUGCAUCCCAUGUUAAUGCUAUAAGACAUUGACAAGUAUAAUGUUCUCUAAUCAUCGAUUGCUAUAGGACAGACUGGGGGUUGAUGGGUUAAGGCCUCUUCUCAAUCUUUUCCAAUGAUUGUUGGUUACAUGUAUUAGUUGGUUUAUUUUGUGCUUUGAAUUGUUGAUUGCAGAUUUGACGAGGUACAUUUUGGCCAGUUUACAAAUUUUUUCAUGAAGAACCAGUUCUUCUUUGAUAUGCAUCCACCUUUGGGCAAACUCAUGUUUGCCUUCACAGGUAUAGUGUCCAGAGCUAAGUUUCAUUUGAGUUCUGACAAAGGGCUAAUGCUCAAAACUUUGAUGGUAGCCAAUUUACAUUUACGCAGUUGAUAAAACCAAGUUAUUUUGUAUUGCAAGCAUACUUCAUCAAAUAAUAAAUACUUCAUGUUCAGAUUUGUAAUUUUCAGUUAUCUGAUUUUCCUUCUUGCGGCUGAUUAAUACACUUUUUGGAUUAAUUUGAAUUUUUUUCAUUUCAGCUUACUUAUCAGGAUAUGAUGGGGAAUUCUCAUUUGCAGACAUAGGCCAAGGUAAUGUAGAAUAGGCCCACAAAAAUUCCAUUUUGUAACAAAAUUUUUGUGAAUAAGGAAGAAUUCAUUGCAUAAUUGUAUAUCCUUGCCACAAGGGUCAGACUAAGUGGUUAAGAGGUAACAUGGCUACCUGGGGAAAGGGAGGCUUGGGGGGGGGCUUUCCACACAGAAUUUCAAAAAUUGGAUUCCUUUCACCAGACCAUUUUACAAUAAAACAUGAAGGCUGGUAAAAAGUAUGAAAUCUACACCACAUUUGAAAAAGAGAACAAGUUUAUGUUUGUGCUAAUUACAUGUAUGUCAGUAAGUUUCCUUAACACUUCACCAACACUCGUUGAAUGUACUCUUACUAGAGAGAAAAUGGACAAAUCAGCACAACCAAUACUCAGAGUAACAUAAUUUCUUGUUCACAAAGCAGUGGUGAAAGGGCUUCCCUACUGCCACUGUGACCUGGGUUCAAUUCCUGCACCUGGCACUCUAACAGUUUUCUUUGGGUCCUCUGGUUUUCCUCCCUCCACAAAAACACACACUCCAAAUUCCAAUUCAACCUAGAAACAGUGGAAAGGAAGAGUCACCACCUGGAAUGUCCACAGCUCUAUUAUCAUGAUUAAUAUCAUCAUAGUUCAGUGAUCUGUGGACAUUACGACUAAUAUGAGCUCAUAUUUUUUCCUUAGAUCUUGGUGAAUAUGAGUAUGUUGUUUGGUGGUUACGCUUUGUAUCUGCAUUUCUGGGAAGUCUUGUGGCACCAGUUGUCUAUGAGGUGGGUUUAAAUUUCUGAUUAUGUUUUUUUUGGUAUUUGUCAAUUCAACAGAAAUUUAUAAAACCCCAACCCCCAAGAGGAAAACACUACUUUCAAAUAAGUUUAAAAAAACUUAACUGUACAAUGAAGGUCCAGUUAGAUGAGCCCUGAUGUAUGCGGGAAGUUGUGGACCAUUUGAAAAAAAUGAAAAUUAAUUUCAAGACAAUAUAUUGAUUCGGAAGAAGAGUUUUUCAAAGUUAAGGAACUUUUUUGGGGUAGUUUAUUCAUAUUGCAGAAAAUGUUAAAUCUUCAAAGCUUUUAAUCUAGUAGAUCUUGCCAAAAGUUGUCUAUUCAAGUAUAGAAGUGUGAAGUGUCUUUAAUUCCUUGGUGGGUUGGGUGGGGGGGCAGGGGGGGGGUGUGCAGGAUUAGAGUUGUCAUUAGAGCACUCACCCUCCACCAGCCAGCAUAGCUCUCCUUUAAUUCCUGAACCUGGUUUCUGAAAUACCAUUUUAACAUGGUAACAGGAAACAAUGGACAUAGAGCCACCUUGUGGUAGAGCAACUGCUAAAAUACAAUCAGUUUUUGUGAACUCUCUACCUGAUUUGAUAUUUUAAUUUAUUUUUCUUUGGGUGAUUUGAUAUUUUUAUCUUUCCUCAGGUCAUCAUAGAGCUUGGUUUUUCACACUGGGCAGCUGCUUUAGGUGGAUUUUUGGCAACAUUUGGUAAGAUUUUCUUUUGUUUCAAAGGUUAAUGUUCUUUUGGUGAAGAAUACAUUGUGAGGUACAAAUUAACAUUGUUGAGAACUAGUGGGAAGGUAGUACAGAAAACCUGUAUGUUCUGACAGUUCCUCAAGUUUGAACAAACCUUUGCUACCAUAAGGCCAAUUUGUUAAAGACUCUGCGAGGUAGCCUCUACAUUUUCAGUGUUCCCAAAAUUUUAGAUUUUCUUUAUUGGAAAAUUGAGAUCAUCUCUACUAUGGAAAUUUUUUUGCUUUUUUCCCCUCUAGCAGCUAGAGGGGAAAAUUAACAAUCAGAUCUUGGGUCAAUUAAAGGGUUCAUCAUGACCCACAAAUUCUCACAGUGACAAAUCCUUACUGUCAUUUAUUGAUGUUUUUUUUCUUUUUUGUUGCAGACAACAUGUGUGUGGUACAUAGCAGACUUAUCAUGUUAGAUUCCCCUCUCCUGUUUUUCAGUGCUGCAUCUCUCCUCUGCUAUCUUAAGUUCCACAAAGAAUUUAGUAGGUACAAGAAGUAACCAACUUUCAUGUGUCUUGUAUAUAAUGUGGCUUAUAGUCUACCAAACAUUUAAUUUAAUAUGAGAAAGCAAUUAGCUGUUGUUACAGAACACAGGACAGUCAGCUGUUCAUAAACAUUUUUCUCACGUAUUUAAAAAAUAUUUGAAGGAUAAUAAACACAGUAGCCGCCAUUUGGCAUGACAGUAUGCCAAAUGGAACUGUUCCUUGUAGCUCUGUGUUUUCCUGGAACUUUCCUCUCAGAAAAUUGUUGGUGUCUCACAACAGAUGAUGUUCACGAACAAAUGGUGAUGCAUAUUUUUGCGCCAAAUGGAGGAUAUUGUGUACAUUUUUUGAUUUGUGUGUGCAAUAAGGUGAAAAGCUUUGUUAUUUCAUGUUACCUUGCAGACCAUUCACAAAGAAUUGGUGGAUAUGGCUGUUUUUGACAGGCAUGUCUUCACUUGGUGCUUACAGGUGAGCAAAAAUCCUUAAUUAUUAACCCUUACAUCCUAACAUCAGUAUGCAUAUUCUCCAUACUGUUCUUGAUACAUAUCAUAAGGUGCUGACAAGGAGAAUUCAAGAGCUUCUUUUAUUAGUUGGUGAUCAUUUCCUAUAUUCUUGCGACCUUAAUGUUUGAUUCAAAGUGAUAUUGUAAGGAGAAAAAGGGUUCAGAUCUCUUGUUAAGGUGCUUGAGUCACCAUGACACAUGUAAACACUAAGCGCUUUCUGUCCCAUUUCAAAGACUGUGUACUUUAAAAGUGGUUGCUUAUUGUUUGUUCUGCAGAAACCUGAUGGAAGACAACCUUGUCUAUUUUAAGAUUCCAAAUUUUUGUUGUUGUAUGUGAUCCACACCAAGCUUAUGUUGUCACUUUUUUUAUUUAGUAUUAAGUACACUGGUAUCUUCACUUUUAUAACUGUUGGAUUUUUGACUGGACGAGACUUGUGGAAACUGAUUGGAAACCACUCUCUACCAACAGUAAGUGAAGUCAGAACAUAUAAAUUGUAUGUGUUUGUUAAAAUGUAUCUGUGCAAUAACAUGAGUUAUAAAACAUGUUCUGGAACUUUAAUCAACUGCUGACUUUUGGUAAGUUAUUGUGGAUAACUCCAAAUUACUAUAGAAAUUAUAUACUGGCAUUCUAAUCUGUGAAGUUUUCUUUUUAUUCAUCAAUGAUGUAUUUGCACCAAAAUGGCACUGAUACGUGUUUAACUAUCUUAUAACAUAUAAUUGUAGUUUUUGAUAGAUCUAUGAAACUGGAAAUACUGGUAAACAUAUACAACUUGUAUAAUCAGUGGUUGAAUACUGUUAUUAAGAGUUUUGGUAUUUAUUUUAUUUAUCAUGUGUUCAUGUGUGUUUACUCUUUCAGAGAGAACUUAGGAAGCAUUUGUUAAGCCGUGCAGUUUGCCUUGUUUUCCUUCCUGGUUUACUCUAUAUGCUUCAGUUUUACAUUCUCUUCACUGUUGCAAGAAAGACUGGUCCUCAUGAUGACAUGAUGUCAAGUGCAUUCCAAGCCAGUCUUGAGGUAAAGAUUCUUUCUGCAGACUCAACGAACAAGCUGUUAGCUUUGGAGUUUUUGAUUAUGUUACAAUUAUACUGAUGUUGACAGGGCAUGCAAUCCAAAUAAAAGUUCAAACAAAUAACAUACUGUCAAGGCAAUGCAUUUUUCCUCACAUGAACAGCAGAUGUAGGAUUGAAAAUCUUGAAACAAUUUACUUAAAAAUCCUGUACUUAAGUGGUAAAGUAUAUCUUUAAAUUCUGCGAAGGGAAGUUAACUUAUGAGUUUUUAUCAUCUGACUAGAGCAGUUUCUUUGACUUCUUUUAACCUGACUAAGUAGCUGAAUCACUUUUAUUUUUUUUUAUCCUCAGGGAGGACUGGCUAAGAUUACACAUGGUCAACCAGAUGGUAUGUUCACCUUGUUAAAUGAUGUUUUUUUGUUUGUUUGUUUGGGUUUUUUUUUUAACGAAAAAAAAAUUGAAAAUCUAACCAUAGUAAAUUGCAAUUGAUGAGGUUUGUUCUCUUUACCUUAGCUCAGACCACAACAAUGGUACUGUACUAAAUAGGUCAGCAAUUAUGCAAUGUAUCUUGCAGACUUUGAGUUUUUUCUUGUGGUGUUCUUAAGAAAACAAUAAUUUUACUGGCAUAUGUUGAAUAUAAGACAGUCGUACCUUGCUUGGUCCUGCGGUUGGUUAGCUAUCUACCCUCAAUUACCCCACGUUCACCCCUGGAAUAAUUUUCAAAUAUGUAAAAUAUUUACUAAAACGAUAAUUAGACAGGUGACGGCACUUUUCACUCCAAGAUCAAAUUAGCAAUUCUCCAUACUGUCUGCCCUAUGUUUCUUAUAGUUUUAGAUCAGAGAAUUUGGUGUAAAAGAAAGUUAUUUCCCUUAUUUGAUGUUUUUUUUUUUUUUACCUCUCAUCACCUUUCUGGUUUGAAAUCUCUGGAUCUCGUAAUAAGUUCGUAUUUGGUGAUUUCUGGGAGAAAAAGGACUAAGGAGUUGUAUCUCAAUGCCAGUUCAGACAGUGCCUAUCACUUUUUAAAAACUUCAAUUUAAUUUUCAUCAGAGGUAGCAUAUGGCUCCCAGGUUACUUUGCGCAACACCUUUGGCAAACAGUGCUGGCUCCAUUCUCACACGCACACCUACCCCGUGAAGUACCCUGAUGGGCGCGGCAGCUCAGCCCAACAGCAGGUUACGUGCUACGGCUUCAAGGAUGUAAAUAAUUGGUGGAUUGUCAAGGACCCUCAAAGGUAAUUCUACGCCUCAAGCUCGCCCUUUUUUAAAGUAGCCAUUAGGUGGCCUAAAAUUAUUUAAAGGGCGCUAAAAAUUAAAUUCCAUCGCUGGUUAACUCAGGUUGUCGAGCACCGUGCAGGAGGUUAAAGGUUCGAGCCCCAGACUGGACCAACACUCAGGGUCUUAAAAUAUGCGAGGAGAAUGUGCUGCUUUAUGCCCUAACAUUUGUUUUUGGUAAGACGUUCUAGUCUUCUCGGUUAGGACAAAACCCGUAGGCCCCGUCUCCUCAUUUCUCCAUACUGAAUACCAGGGCACGUUAAGUAACCCAUGCACUUCUCACAAAGAGUAGGAAUCGUAAUUCCGGGUGUUGUGGUCUGACCUUGUUUUAAAAAAUUUCCAACUGGGGCUACCAGCAAAGUGUCCUUUCCAAAAAUGUUGUAAACACCUCAGUGCAGUCUAGCCAAAGUCCCCUGCAAAGUUAUGUAAAGCGCAUGGGAGAAUAUUCACAUAGAGAAUGCGCUUUACAAAGGCACUAUAAUCAUUUAUCAUCAUUGAAAAAAUUCGAGAAAAACUGCUUGGAAAAACUUGUUAAAACUCGCGGUAGAAUGGUGACUGUUAACAGUUGCCCCAGCCAAAACGAUACUCGCGCUAAGCUCUGCCAGACCAAAAAAAAAAAAAAGUACACAACUUUCUACAUGACCACCGGACACAGGUCGCCAAAUUGGCAGCCAAAGCGGUCCAGGCUUGGAAGUCUGCGAAAGGUAUAACGAAUAUCUUUAAAUUAAAAGAAUCAAGAUUCCUCUUUGGCUGACGUUUUUAAUUUUGUGUUCCAUUUCAGAGAUGCCCUAUCUGUGGAUUUUCCACCAAAACCUGUUCGCAAUGGCGAUAUUAUUCAAAUUGUCCAUGGAGUUACAGGCAGAGCUUUAAAUAGGUAAAUACUCAACAUUGACUAAACACAGGGGAGUAGAUUGUACUUUGUACAGGAAAGUAGUCGACAAAUACAGGGGUUUCAAUGAACGCCAGUUACCAGCGGUCUACCGUCGCAUGUAAGACCCUCACCUCCAUCUGUUUAGCCUGCAAGCUGCUAGCUCUCGUGCUUGGGUUUCGCCUUGUGGCCUGGCUGCCCAUUACACCAAUGGCAGCUGCUUAUGCAGAAAGGUGAUUGAAACCCCUGCAAAUAUGUUCCAUUUUGCUGUGUGUCGUUUUGGACAUUGAUUAUUCACAUGUAUUAAGAAAAAAUAAAAAGUGGUACACGAGACUAUCACCAGUGUUUUUUCGCAUUUUAGCAUUUUUUUUGAGGUCCUUAACCGCACAUAAAUUUGGCUGAAUAAACGGUCUGUUUGUUUUAGACAAUAAACAGGAAGUUGAUGCGACGAAAAAUGUUUAAGUUACCUCCUGGCGCUCAAGUGCUCAGGGGUAAUUCUUAAAGUGCUCGUUCAAACAUUUUCCAAACUGGACGCCAUGUAGGACAAAGCAAUGAAAGCAAUUACUGUUUGUCGUUAGCCUUGUCUCGUUACUCUGAUAGAUCACAGGCAUCAGUUUAUUGUAUCAAUCGAGUGUCUAAAAUAAUCCUAGAUUUCUUUGGUUGUACUUAACUUUGCUCUGUGAUUGCUCUCAAAAACUCGUGCCAUUCUCUCAAUCAAUCAGAUACGGAACUUAAAAAACCAAUCGCGACGUGAUCAUUUGCGUGUUCCCGGGCUUCAAGCAGUUUGCCUGUUUACACUUUGAGUUCUCAUUGGCUAAUUAUAAUGUAACCUUGCUCUGAUUGGUCGUUGGGAUUACUUUGUUUUGGUUUUCGACACUCAAUAACUGCUCAACUUGUAUCACCGAUUGUAUACUUACUUUUUUUCAUGUGUGUCUUCUUGUUACUUCAGUCAUGAUGUUGCUGCCCCUUUGAACCCAGCCAACCAAGAGGUGUCCUGUUAUAUUGACUACAACAUUUCUAUGCCGGCUCAAAACCUCUGGAAAGUGGUAUGUCUUUCUGUUUUUGAACCACUUAACUUGAGCUUAGGGGCAAUGCGUGGUGAAUCCAAGCAACAUUUGUGAAGAAGACUAGAACGAGUAGAAAACAGUAUGAUUAUUUUCUUCUCUUUCGUCAAAUGCCGAGGAAAGUUGAAAGCAUUUGUCGAACAUCAUUGAACUAAAACUGAUCUCAAAGUGCUGGUGGCAUUUUCUUUCAUUUUGCGUAAAGUGAGUUUCUGUCUUGCAUUGAAGAAGAGAAUGUUUCGUUAUCACCAUUUUUCGAAAUAGGCAUUUAACGUUGUGGAACAGUCAAGAUAAAGCAUACUUGGUAAUAAUGGACGUGCUGGUGGCUUGAACUUGUUCACGAAAUUGCUCACUCGCUGUUUAUUUGUUUGCUUACUUGUUUAUGCUUUUUCAGGAAAUAAUUAACCCAGACAGCAGUGACGUUUGGAAGACGAUCCACUCUCAGGUUCGACUGAUUCAUGUCAAUACUUCUCAGGCAGUAAAGGUAUGUACUACAAGAAUUGAAGUUACUCAUUUUUCUGUCCAUUAAAGUAUUUUCCAAUUGAGUGUGAAAAGUAAUUCGGGAUUUCAUAAGGUUUGCUUUCCUUUGCUCUCUGAUAGUUCUAGAAAAGUCGAGCCACUCCCUUACCCAAUCAGAUACAAAACUGAAACCAAUCACGACUCGGUCGCCCGCGUUUUCCCGCGCUUCAGGCAGUUUGGUUGUUUUUACUUUGAGUUCUCAUUGGCUCCUAAAGGUAUCUUCCUUUCUUCUGAUUGGCUGUUGUGAUUACUUUGGUAUUUGUUUUGUGACACUCAAUCGAAAAGUGCGCUAUUGUGUAUAAAACUGACAGUAAAGGAGUACUUAUUUUGUGACUGUUAUUGUGAUCUUAAUGGUUAGAUUUCAGGUAUGCAGUUACCAGAUUGGGGUUUCCACCAACUUGAGGUUUGCACUGAUAAAUCCAUUAAACAGACAAACACGAUCUGGAAUGUUGAGGAACAUCAACAAAAUAUCACUUAUCGUAAGUUUGCCCUCAUGGCUUAAUUUUUCCCUUAUUUAUUUUCUCUCAAUCUCUUAUUUUUGUUCUUGAACCUACGUCAGUUUUUUACUUUUGCCCUUCUCCUUCAUCAAAGGUAUUUUUGGUUGCCUGUUGAAACGUAUUCAACCUCGCCAAGUCGCCCCAUUCUGUGCCCAGAUGUUCUUUCUUAGUCGUUACUUCUCUUCUUACUCCAUUUUGUCUUCUUUAGCCGAAGGUCAAGGUCCAACAGAAGUCGAGGCGAAAACGGAUGUGUCGGAACGGGCAUUUAAGCCUAUGCCAUUCCUUUCAAAAUUUUGGGAGAUCCAGGUAGGUCGACAUUUCUUGUUUGUGUACGCUCCACACCGGGCGUGAACGACAUGUUUCUUCCGCGCUCAGUUUUCCGUGGCGGUUUUCCCCGGUGUGUACCCAUUUUUUUCCAAACUCUGAAAAAAAAUUGCUGUGCUGUUAACUGGGUGUCGACGAUAUGUCUUCCCGCGCUCAAAGUUCUGCUAUUCUUUUCAUUGGGUGUCGACGAUGACGUUUUCCCUCGUUUUGUACCGGGUGUCAACCACGGUUUCCCGCGCUUUGCCUGUUAGCUAAGACGCUUUUCCUGCGCUUUCACCAAAAGAUGCGUCUUAUUACAGAACGUAAUAUUCCGAUCAAGGUUGGUAAAUGAGUGGAUUACGGCUAAGUUUUCGUCACCGCAGUAGUCUUUUGUCAUGUCGCUCGUGCAACCUAAAGUUAAAGCACCCUUUCCGUAGCUAUUUCCAUAUAGCCGUUUAGAAAUUACUAUAAACAUGCUUACGAUGGAACAUGUGCUACUCUUUUGCUUAAGCAUUUCGAUGUUUGGGUAUUUAUUCGAGAUUUUCAGAGCAGGUGUCAGAAAAGGAAAAGCACAUAAAAAAUUCGAGUAUGAAAGAGCAAACGAACAAUAUAACCUUUAUGUGAAAGCGAAUACUUAGAUUUUGUCUAACUCUCUUGACCGAAAAAGGAAAACAAGAUAGAAUGAAAGAAAAAGGAAACUUAAUGUUAGAGCAUCACACAACAGACCAAACCCUUCUUAUCCAACUUUAAUGAAAGGUAAUCACAAGCCACCACAUGCAGUAUGCCUUCAAUGAAGCAUAACUGCUUUUAUCAAAAUAAACAUUAAGUCCACGGAUUGAUUUCCUCCAAAAGUUCAAAUGUUUUUUUUUGUUUUGUUUUAGUUUUUUGUUUUUUUUUUUUUUUUUUUGUUUUUCUGGGUAGGAAGAUAAAAAAGAAGUAAACAUUCAUGCAAAAAAAGGAAAACGUUCAUGUUUGGUUUCUACCACUCGUCAUGAUGCUUUUUCUUUUUCUUCCUCUGCCUUCGUUGCCAAAUUGGUUUCUGGGGUGGUUUAGGAGGCGGAUUGGCGGCAGCCUUUCUGUCUUUAUACUCUUGCCUGCAGGGCGGGAAGGAAGAACAGAUAAGUUUCAAAACAUACAUUUCCUCAUGAUACGAAAUGUCAAAGAAAGUUGUAAAGUUAGUGAAAAUCCCUUGAUUAACCUCAAAUUGACAAACCGAGACGUUGCACAUAAUUGAGUUAGUUGUAGAUGUUUCUCUAAGAUGGCUUCAAACACUUAAACGAUGGCAUUUGAGCUUUUUUUUAUUGUCUCUGAUUUUCUAAACCGCUGAGUGCAACUUACCAUUUUCGUCCGAUAAAGCGCACAGUUCUUAAAAGUAACCAGUAUGCGAGGAGGGCAGCGACCAAGAAACCGAAAUUCAUAACCAAACCAGCGAAGAACGCAUAGACACCAUCUUGCCAGGACAAGAAAAGAAAGCGAGCUAGGACAAUUUUCACGUGUUCUGUUGAAGAAACAAAAGAUUCGUAGCUACCGUCAAUUUAUCAUCAUAUUUUCUGUUCAAAUAUAAUUUCAAGCACUUGAAUUAUGUUUUGACACUGAUAACUUCCUGUUGGUGUACUUUCAAAGGAAUCCCUACAAUCCUCCAAAGUUACCGUAGCUAGACUUGAAAAAAAUUUAAGCAAAUUAACAGCAUAAAUAACUAGAACUCUGUAGGCCACUUCAUUUGAAUUCGCUAACGCUCACGGCAGAUAUCAAUACUAUUUCUCAUGCAGCCUGAAAAUAAAUCAACUUUUCAGAGUUGAAAACUUAAAUCACGGUGCCCUCAAAUGAUGUCUCUGAGAAGAUAAAAGCUUUUCACUUACCAUGUAAAUAGUCAGUGUAAAACUCAACAGCAACGUCAGUGAUAUAGUAGAAGACUUGCGCAAGGGGUUUUACAAUCCACGAUACCGCGUUGAACAUUAUCUCGACCAGAUUUGCAGCUGUACUCCAAACCAUUCCGACGAAUAAAUACGUAUUGUUGAUGGUCAGCUCUGCCAACCAUUGAACUUCAUCCCAGAGAAACUCGGCCAACCACUGGAUACAAUUCCAAGCCAUUGGACCGAACCAUUUUGCUCCUCUCCACGUUAAGUCUGAAAGCCAUGUAAGAGCCGUAAAGAUCUUCUCCGAAAUCCACGUAGCUAUGCUCCGGAUCCAUUCCAUGGAUCCAAUCGAGAUGUACUCAAGUACACUCCACACUUUACCAGUCACCACUUCUGUCAAACUACCAUGUUUAUUCCAUACUCCUGAUAUCAAUGUCAUUGUGAAGUCCUGGGCCCUAGUCGCAGACGUCACUGUGAAGUUCCAUAUCCGGGUUAUCAAUCCAGGGUUUUCAAGCUCGAAAGUUUCAUACACCGCGCAUGUGGUGUUUCCAAAGUAUUGAGGCAUUUUCUUACAAUUGAAGAUCUAACAAUCAUGAUAAUAGAAACGUUAGAAACGUUUUAAGCGCGUAAGUGAUCACAACUUCAAUUCAGGCGUAACUUCGGCUGGGGAGAAUUAAGCUUCUGAUCUUGGGAGUUAAAGGUUUAAGCAUGAAAUAAUCAAGUCAUCAUAGUGACAGAAGAAGUCGUAUUAGUUGUUACGCUGGGUAAUUUGAAUGUAUUUGGAGUUCUUAUUCAGCAGAACACAGAAUAGAACCUUGGACUAUAAAGCUGUUUUCCCCAAAGACAAUCAACGCUGUCUGAGUUGCAAGAACUAGAAAGCUUGCGUUUUCUUUCGAUUUACUUCAGUAUAACUGAGUUGCUUAUGCUUAGGUGAAGUAAGAGUCAAUCGUCGGAGUCGCAAACAGAAGGGAGUUUGUAUAAAAGGGGUAUACCUCGAGAAGCUUGGGUGUCCUGUGGCCAUGGAGUUUGCGGUUAACAUCAAUCGAGUUUUUGUCGUAAAUCAACUUCAGAUCAAGUUCCAUGGACGGAAUUUGAAUCUUAACCACAUGUUCCUUUUAAAGGAAAGGAAAAUUAGACAAAUGUCAUCAGAGCUGAAACAAUACGCAUUUAUAAAUCGUUGACUGAUACCCCAUUCGGACCAAAGCCCAAACAUGUUUUAAAGCUGUUUUGUUAAACACGCUCUAAAAUUAGUUCCAUCAUAGAAGCCAUUUAAAUCGAUGUUUGUCGACUUUGAAUAUAGAAAAGUAACAACUUCUUGAAACCUAUGGAAAAUUCGGUUUUUCAGUUCUCUGUUUCGGAAUUUAAUUCAGUUAAACCCGGUUUAACUAAACAUUUUUCGCUGGUGUGAAUGAGGUGUAAGUUUCUAAAUUUUAAAGCGUUUUUAAACACUGAUAACUUAACUAGCAAAAGUUUAAAACUACGAUGGUAAACCUUCUUUGCAUGCAGUCUCCGAUAACCAUGCCAUGGUAAUCUGCUAUCUACAAACCUUGUCAUUCCAUUCUCUGGUCAGAAUCGUCUCGUGAUUAUAAUCAGUGAAGAAGAACUCUUGCCUGUUAUCGGUUUGAAGAGUCCCUACGUAAAAUAAUUUGAAAUCCUUUUGCUGAGAACAAACACCUCGGUUUAAAACUUACUAACUCUGUUCGACAUCGUUGUACAGAGUCAUGAUUUAGGCCUUGUAACUUUUGCGAUAAAGUGAUGAUGAAUAGCGAACGGUAAAUUUGCAAGAGGAACCGGCCGUUGAAAGAAACUUACAGAAGGUAACCGUCUGAAAAGCGCGUGUUUAAAAAAGAUUGAUACAAAAGACGCGCGCGCUUGACGAUGGCAUCCCAGCAACCGGAAACUUGUGUUGUUUUCCCAAAAGUGAAUACUGAGUGUUCGGUUGUUACGAGAAUGCGCAAUUCUAGCUCAAUUAAGGGUUAGAGUAUCCGUCAACGAACGCAAAUAAGCAAUUGGUUAGACGAAUGAAAUCUGCUCCAAAUUAAUGGUGAGAAUAACACAACACUUCAAAUUCUUAAAUCCGCGCACGAAAAACUUGAGUCAGAAAAUUGUUUAUCAGAAAAAAAGGAAAACAUACCCUCCAGUUUAGAACCAUAUGUAGUACUUGAAAGCAAAAUUACAAGUGAAAGCGCUAAAAGCGCAGUCACCCACUUCAUCUUCGAUAUUUAACAAAACUUAUUCUCUCUCACGAAAAGUGCCCACUUGCUCUUGCCGCGAAAAUGAGUAAAGUAAAUCAUUUACGUCACAAAAGCAACUUAUGACGCCGAUCACGCGACGUAAUCACUAAAACUCGCCCCCAUGCCGCUUUAUUCCACUUAGUGGGAUGGGAAUAAAAGGAUUUAGCAGUGGACUUUCCACGAGGUGGCCCUUCUUGUCCACUGUUUCCAGUUCGAAUUAUAACUUGAAAUGGUAGUUUUUCAAAAAACCGACAUUAAACUCAACCCACAUGUUACGCCAGGUCCUGCAAUCGAAUUUGGGCCACAGUGGUGGGAGGUGGGCACCCUCACCACUGCGCCAUCCCUGCUCCCCUAUUUCUUUUUGGCAUACCCCGUGCUUGUCAGAUCAUUAUCUAUGACUUAUGUUUAUUAUAACAUCAUAUCGUUUUUGCUGUUUUAUCACCAGCUUAAGAUGCUUGAAUCCACAAAGGAGCUCUCUGCUGAGCACACGUUCGGAUCUCGUCCUUCGUGGUGGCCUCUGAUGAGGAGAGGAGUCGCGUUUUGGAUUGCUAGAGACACUAAUGUAGGCUUAAUACUACUGCAUUUCACUUGCACAGCGGUCAAAUGUCUGCGCAUGUGCGAACGUUGUAAUGACUUGGUGUCGUGCUUUCAGGCUUUCAGAACUAAGUUGAGUGACACGAGUUAAAAACAAUCACACACAUCAGUAAGUCACGGUGUUUUAUAAGCGUAGAGCUUUUUUCGAUAAAGCUCAAAACAGAAUGCGAAAUCAACAGGAUACCCGUACUUAACUCAGCUUUGUGUUUGAAAAGUCGCGAGUUUUCCUUUUCCCUACUUUCGUUUCCUUUCACGGAUUUCUAUGAAAGUUUCAAUUUCUUUCGCUUAUUUUUCGAGAUGGUGUUUUUGUCUUAUGUAUUCUUUGAAUCUUUAGGCGGGAAAUUGGCGCGCGGUCGGCCAAAAUUGAUCCCCUCGCGCAUGCCCGACGUUGGACCGCUGUUUUCAUUUCACUUGAUUUCAUCCCAUUUGAAAGCACAACUGAUCUUAGUGUCUUCUCUAUUUCAGGCGCAAGUAUUCUGCAUUGGCAAUCCUUUUGUAUGGUGGGCGACUACACUUUCCCUUCCUGUGUAUUUCGGACUUUUAAUUUUUUAUCUAUUGAGAAGAAGAAGAAACGUGCACGACUUGUCAGAGGGUAGGUUUUGUUCGGAAUUUUAAUUUCCUCACUGUGGUUCAUAGCCAAGUUUAUCUGUCUCUACAGCAGCCGCACAAAUUUCCUUUUCGUGAUCUCUAAGGUCUUAGGAGCCGGUCAUAAUUUAUCUCGUGGGGUAACUCCAAGUUGCCUCGUAAGCGGUAAAAUCUCUGGGAACUUCGAGAGUAAGUCUCUUGUGAACUCUCAACCUUUUCAAUUGAUUAAAGCUUUGUAUUUACUUUUUUGAACUGGAUAUUCAUGGAACAAAUCGCAUUUGUAUCUUAUUUUUUAGAUGCGUGGGAGAGAUACGUGUUUUGUGGUGAAGUAGUGGUUGUAGGAUAUCUUCUUCACUUCAUCACGUUCUUCCCCAUGGAGAGAACAUUGUUUAUUCAUCACUACCUUCCCGCCCUGUUCUAUACAAUUAUUCUUCUCCCAGUGAUGUUACAACACGUUCAUGAUGAGAUCUUUAGGUAAGCUCGAGGCAUUUACUUAAUCAGAAAUUUAGAUUUUGCUGGAAAUGUUAAUGAAUUAUGAUAUGAAUCAUCCUCGGCUAUUGACUUGUUGACAACCUGAAAAGUCGGUCGAUCAGGUGAACUUAGCGAUAGUAGUUUUUUUGUGUAAGUAGUUUAAUCGAAAGCGAGGUAAUAAUCUUUCUUGAGUAGUGAGUAGUGUUUACAGUUUACUUCACAGAGCAAUUUUCAAUUGAAAGUCGAUUACAUUGGUUUUACUUUACUCUGCCCUGUGAUUGUCAAUAAAACUCGCGCCACACUAAUCACGACUUGGUCGCCUGCGUUUUCCCGCGCUUCGGGCGGUUUGGUUUUUUCGGUUUUUUACUUUAAGUUUUCAUUGGCUCUUCAGGAUAUUUUCCUUUCUUCUGAUAGGCCGUUAUAGUUACUUUGGUUUUGGUUUUACGGCACCAAAUCAAACAGCACUGUUAUGAACUUGUUUCGGAAUGGAGCAGCCUUAGCUUUUCUGUAUUAACAAGCAACGGCCAACAUAACAGAGGAAAAUGAAAUGACACAAACUGCCUGAAGCGCUGCAUGUAUUUGUUGAGAGGGUGGGCUGAUCUGAGCCAAUCAAAGAAAAACAAAGGCGUUUUUGGAUUACCUUCGACACUCGACUCAAAAUCAUCUUUUGAAUCGUCAUCACGAAAAUUUGAGCGACUUACCAUCCUGCAAGUAUCAUUAGAGAGUUUAAGAAAAUCAAGGCGGCAACGGCAACAGAAAGUCACUGAAUUAAAGGUUUUAUAAAUAGAACAGUGGCUGUGCACGUGCGUUAUAAAUCUUUGUAAAUUUCUUUGCGUCCUCUGUAAAACAGCAACGUGAAAUUACCAAACCCUGCGUUGUCUGGAGAACGUGAAUGACGACGGCUAAUUUUUUAAAUUUCUAAUUUAACGCUGCGUUCCAUAUUCAGUUGCGAGAUAGUUUUGGCAGAGGGAAACAACCUAAAUGACUCUAGAGUACUGCGAGAUUCGUAGGUAAAAUUAAAGUUCGUUGUUUAAUCGACGUUGUCCACGGCGUCGCUGUGGUCGUUUCUUAAACUCUGUAUUGUUUCUCUUUGCUCUCUCUUUUCAUUUGAAACGUAACAAUUGUAAGUGUGAUCUCUCCUCAGGUACAAAACACUUCGAUGGAUUUUGUAUGGAUUUUGUGCACUCUUGGUUGUCGUUGUUCUAUGGGGAUUUCAUUUCUUCAGUCCGUUUACGUACGGUCACGUGGCUCUCUCUUCCGCCGAUAUCAACCGACGAAAAUGGCUCAGCACAUGGGACAUGCUAUCUCAUCCGAACACGUGACAUGAAUUGCUUUUCAACUGACUGUUACUCCUCCUACACUCCUACCCAGACUUCUUAAUGCGCAUGCAAGUGUUAUAAUAAAUAGAAUUUAGAGAUACUGGGAACGACAGUCGUGUGCAAGGAAAUCUGGGAUCGUUUGGGUAAACGCAUACAACUACCUGUUGUUUUACAGUAUUAAACGUCGUGUCUUGGGAUUUGACUAGAAGACGAUUACUAAAGCCAGAAGACCAAAUUAUUCAGAAUUCUAUAAUUGUUUUAACGAAUGAUUGCGUAGCAUCUACCCAAAUAGAUUUCAAACGCCAUUGUCACGCACGGACAUAUCUUGGUAAUUUUUUCAAAAACAUGUCUUGUGCAGUUCCGUUUUCGACGAACCUUGAUUGGUUAACUUUUAUUAUUUAUUAACCUAUAGGUGAUGUUGACACCCUAAGAAAACUUUCUUUAGCAUCUUCUCUAAGAGCCAUUUCCUAGUUCGUCUUCUUCGCAUCCGCAAUUGUAAUCAGUCACUCAAUAGUUCUGUUUGGAGGGAAACUUUUUUUUCGCAAGCGCGUCUGAAUUUUAGUGCGAGUUUUGUUCAUAACUCACCCAUUGUAAAAUAUUAGUUUGCCUCUUUUUCUUGUCCCUCUUGAGCGCAUACUCAGGGUCUCUCCUUUUUACCUUGAGAACGAAGUAUUGUCUCCCACAAUACUUCGUUGUGUGUGAAAAGAAACAUUUUUGCCAACUAGCCUCAUCCAAAGUACGCCAUUUUAAAAUGUACUGCGGUACGUGUAGAAAAGAGAAUUCUGUCCGUUCAAUCAAGGAGGCCUCGCCAGUAAAUGAUUUCUCAAAGUAUAAACGUAAAACACCAACACUGAACGGACAGUUUGCAUUUAAUAACUUAUUAGUAUAGUGUACCGCAGAGAAUUGACCUGAAUUGACGCGCGUAAAUCUCAUAGAAGCUAGUUUAUUUAAAUACCGUGAAAUGAUUCUUAACAGUCCACAUUUUAAGUCGUCCUCGUUCUUUUUUUUUUUUGUGUUUAUUCUCGAUGACAAACUAGGCGACAUAGUUCCUCUAGGUGUAUUUAAGUUCCUAAAACUCCAUCGUGGUAUAGUCCCUCUAGCCGCCGUUGUUUGGUCUUGUCACAUAUCGUCUUCCGUUAUCUUUGCGUUGCGUGACAAGAUCUAAUAACGGGCGUAGUCAACAAAUGCACACGAUGGUCCUUAGAGUAGAAGCUUAUUUAAGAAUUAUUUUUCACACAUGAUCGUAAACAUUUUAACUUAAACUUAA